AUGGCCACCUCUACGCGCCAGCCCUUCGGCGAGAUCGGCUCGUCACGGCUACAGGUACUCCAGAGCGCGAAGAACAGGCAAAAUGCCAUCUCGCCAAAUUUCACGUCGCCGCAGGGUCUGAAGUCAAUUCCCACGCCAUCGACGGGUAAGCGCCAACGCGCACCCGAGAUCUACGAAGAUGCCGACUCCGAGAACGUGGACCCUUCCGUCUUCAGCAGCCCGUCCAAGAAGUCGAGGACGGCCAACAACAGCAUCGACGCGGGAUACAUCAAGCCCGCCAGCUUCUCCAUCUUCACUUCGCCCGUCAAGCCCAGCAGUGCCAGUCUCAAUGCCACGCCUUCCGUCCCGUCUGUGCGCAAGGCUCUCUCGUCACCCAGCACCGCCAAGUCAACGCCCAUCACCAACAGCCGCGGCUCACCCAAGAACAAGCGUCUCCAUGCCAUUUCCAAGCGUCGCGCAUCCAGCUCGCCCUUCCGACGUGUCGACCCACCCUCCUUCAACCUGAGCAGCCCCAGCCUACCCUUCUCUAUUGACGCAGCCCUCAGCGGCUCAAUCUCCACCUACACACCCAAGGCCCCCACUGUAGCCGCCACUCCCGCCUCAGCACCAGCCGCCCAGUCAGCCCCUAUCCUCGAUGACAACAUGCCCAAGAGCUGGUUUUUCGACAUCCACGAGGACACGCCCGAGCAAGAAGCCGCAAACCUCAUGGAACAUUCGGCAUCCGUCCUAGACAUCUCAUCCGACGACGACGCAGCAACCAAGUUCCGCAAUGAGGACCGCGGCAAGGAGAACGUCCCGCCUCCAGACUUCCUCGCUGCUGCAAAUGCCCGCAAGCGCAACCAUGCUUCUUCCUUGGACGACGGCUAUGAGACUGAUAUCCUGGUCCAAGUACCUGCUAAACAUCCUCGUCGCUCGCGCAAGGUUGUCCAGGAUGCUAUGGAUGAGGAUAGGAAGCCGCUGGGUGAUCUUGCACCGAGCGAGUUCUACGCUGAGGGCUGUGACGCCACAAGUUACGUUACCGUUGACGCGGGAAUUGAGAAGCCGUCAGGGUUGUCCAAGGAGUUUGAUGCUAACAGUGUGACACCAGAGAAGAAGAAGAAGCACGUCGUUGUUGAUGAGGUACCCGCUGCAGUUGAGGAAGAGUCAAUGACACCAUCAGUAUCUGAGGGCAUCGUUGCUGCACCUGCUGCUGUUGACGUACCUGCCGUUGAGGCCGCUACUAAGACCACAUCACAGUCAUGUGAGGUACCUGUUGCAGCGUCAUGA
Messenger RNA from Alternaria burnsii, 1266 nucleotides. RefSeq lists its product as uncharacterized. The coding region runs from base 1 to 1266 and encodes 421 amino acids. The transcript is spliced from 2 exons. The record is from RefSeq and is a predicted model, not a curated record. Lineage: Eukaryota; Fungi; Ascomycota; Dothideomycetes; Pleosporales; Pleosporaceae.